AUGAGCGACAUUCACACCGACAAUGAUUUCACCCCCUCUCACGACAUGGCUUCCGAGGAGGCCACCCACUCUUCAUAUGACAAUUCAUCACCUAUCCACCCUCCAACAACCAUUGAUCCGCCCAGGAUUCAACAACUGGUCGUCACGGACGAACUCCUUCAACUUGCCCCUUCGUUAUCAGGAAACGACUUCUUCGCAGCACCUGAUGACCCCAAGCUGGAUCAUGUUUACACCGCAGAACUUUACUGCGCCAAGAACCCGCUGCAACAAUACUCAGCACCAGGUUGGGAUCUUCCCUGGCCUGCCAAUCAACAAGGCUCCCAUUAUCACUUUGAACGGGCCUUCUGCAGGAUUCUGGAACGGAUUACCGACUCCACCCGGCCUAUUGACGAAUUCGCAGCGGAGUUUAUUACCAGAGGCACUGACGUCACUGUACGAAAGGAUGUGGCAGAGUUUCUGCACAUUGUACGCUCCCAGCAGGCUCUCAUUGCCAGAGACAUUCAACAGUUACGCCACGAAAAUUUCCUUCGCGCCAAAGGAUUGCAGCCAGCACCAGAGAAGAAAAAGGGCGUCACCAUCUCCAAGGACACAAUCAAUGCUGAUAUUCAAGCCGCAGAGGAAUACGCCAAAGCUCAGCCACCCAAGAACAACAAUACCCAAGGAGGGGCACAAGGAGGAGGCAGAGGCCACAGAGGUGGUCGUGGCCGUGGCGGCGGCGGGCGCUUUUUCGGUCAAUAUCAACAACAGCCACAGUACCAGCAACAGCCACAGUACUAUCAGCAACAGCAACAGCCCUAUGCUGCGCCGUAUCAACAACCAGCGCAUUAUCAACAACAACCGCCCAUCGCCUUCCAACCCCAAGGAUUCGGCGAUUUCAGCGGAUUUGGACAGCAACCCCCACAGGGUUUUCGCGGGGGUCGCGGCGGACGGGGCCGAGGCCGCGGCCAGACCUGUCAAGAAAGCAGACCAAGCAAUAGAAUGAAGUAG
Linnemannia hyalina is the source of this 987-nucleotide messenger RNA. Lineage: Eukaryota; Fungi; Mortierellomycota; Mortierellomycetes; Mortierellales; Mortierellaceae. The record is from the annotation of a GenBank genome assembly.